AUGUCUACAGAUAAGCAAGAUGAUGGAGCAAUGCGUUUACGAUGGCCAAUUGAAGAUAUAGUAGCAUUUGCUAAACGUUAUGCUCUUACUCAUGGUCUUCUAUGUCUUGCUCCUGACACUGUAGAUCAAGCAACUAUUGUUCCAUUUUCAUUAUUUCCAAGUCCAUAUUCUUAUUCACAUUUCAAAUUUAUUUGGUCAAUUCAAAUCGCUUAUAAUCGUCUUUAUAAUCGUGUAUCUCUCGAUGAUGAAGUUCUUGAAAAAGCACUUUCAUCAGUUAUACCAAUUGAUGAUUUUAUUGCACGAUUAUGGAAAAUUCAUCGUACAUCUAAAAGACAACAGCCUAUUCAAUUAGAUAUCUAUCGAAACGAUUACAUGCUUGAUACAAAACUCAAUAAAAUGCGUCAAAUUGAAUUCAAUACUAUAAGCUCAGCAUUUGCUGGUUUAACUGGUAUAGUUGCUGAUUUACAUAAAGCUGUAUUACAUUAUGCUUUUGAUAAUUGCAAUGUACGUGAAUUAGAAAUUGGUGAAGAAAAAGAAAAAUCUACUUCAACAAUUGAUUUAAUACUUCCUAAUAAUGCAUUAAUAAAAUCUGCUGAAGCAAUGAUUAAAGCAUUCGAAUUAUAUAAUAAUCCAAAUGCUUGUAUUCUAUUUCUUAUUGUACCAAAUGAACGUAAUAUAUGUGAUCAAAAUGCAUUAAUUGAUGCAAUACAAAAAAUUCGACCAAAUAUACGUUUUCAUUCAAAAACAUUCGAACAAUUAAUUGAUGAACUUUUCUAUGAUGAAAAAACAUUUAAUAUUCAUUUAAAACCAUCAAAUGAUGAAAUAGCAAUUGUUUAUUUUCGUGCUGGUUAUAUACCUGAUCAUUAUGUCAAUGAAAAUUGUUGGUUAAUACGUGAAAAAAUUGAACAAUCACGUGCUAUUAAAUGUCCAACAAUUCGUUCACAAUUAGCUGGUUGUAAAAUUGUUCAAGAAUAUUUAACACAUGAUCAUAUUAUUGAAAAAUAUAUAGAUGAUAAAACUUUAUCAACAAAUAUACGUUCAACAUUUGCAUCUAUGUUUACAUUUGAUGAUCAACAAACUCGUGAAAAAAAUAUUAAUAUUUUACGUGAAAAUGUACAUAGUUAUGUUCUUAAACCAAAUCGUGAAGGUGGAGGAAAUAAUAAAUAUGAUGAUGAUAUAUUAAAUACAAUUAAAAAUGAAGAAAAACAAUUAAUUAACUAUAUAGCUAUGGAAAAAAUUUUUCCACCCGUUUGUACAACAUGUCUUAUUAAACCAAAUGGUAAACAUGUAUUACAUGUUGAAUGUAUUAAUGAAAUUGGUAUAUAUGGAACAAUGGUUACAAAUGUUGAUACAAAUGAAGAACAUAUUAAUGAAGUAACUGGUUAUUUAGUUCGAACGAAAACAACAGAUACAAAUGAAGGUGGAGUUGCAACCGGUUAUUCAGUUCUUGAUUGUCUGGAUGUUAGUGAACAUAAUAAUGAAUUAGCAAAGAUAUUUUCGAAAAAAAAUUAA
Adineta steineri is the source of this 1512-nucleotide messenger RNA. Lineage: Eukaryota; Metazoa; Rotifera; Eurotatoria; Adinetida; Adinetidae. The record is from the annotation of a GenBank genome assembly.